This is a messenger RNA of Staurois parvus, 3174 nucleotides long. The record is from the annotation of a GenBank genome assembly. Lineage: Eukaryota; Metazoa; Chordata; Amphibia; Anura; Ranidae.
UGUGUUCUUCUGUUUCACAGGAGAGGGGAGUUCUGCAAUUGCUCAGCUAGUCAAGCCAUAGACAGUCAGUCAUGUAUAGCCCCUGGAAGCGAAACAAUCUGUUCUGGACAAGGGGAGUGCCUGUGCGGAGUGUGCCAGUGCUUUGCAGAUUCCCCAGAUCGUCGGUUUGAAGGGAGGUACUGCGAGUACAAUACUGCCAUGUGUGCACGUGUAAGCGGCUUUAUGUGUAAUGAUAGAGGACAUUGCUAUAUGGGAGCCUGUGCGUGUCAGGCUGGAUGGGAAGGACCUGCAUGUGACUGCCCAAUAAGUAAUCUGACUUGCCUGGACAGGAAUGGGGGCCUAUGCAAUAACCGAGGUAAAUGUGAGUGCGGUCGUUGCAAAUGUGAUGCCGAGUCCCAGUUUACCGAUGCCUUAUGUGAAUUUAGCAGUUCAUUGCGACUCCUGGGGGCCUGUGAGGAUGUUAGGACAUGUGCGCAGUGCCAGGCCUGGGGCACUGGGGAGAAGAAGGGCAAAAAAUGUGAAAGCUGCGAAAUCCAGAUAAAGAUGGUAGAUGAGCUCACUAAAGUUGAUGACAGGACCGAGAAAUGUACUUUCCGUGAUGAGGAGGACGAUUGUACCUAUCAUUACACAGUAGAGGGAGUGGGUUCUGUGUUAGCCAAUUACACUGUGCUGGUACAAAAGAAAAAAGAAUGUCCACCUGGUGCCUUCCUAUGGCUCAUCCCUCUACUCAUCUUCCUGAUGCUGCUCCUCGGUCUGUUACUUCUAUUGUGCUGGAAAUACUGUGCCUGCUGCCAGGCUUGUCUGGCUCUAUUGCCUUGCUGUGGAAGAGGGCGCACUGUGGGAUUUAAGGAAGACCACUACAUGCUACGACAAAGCCUUAUGCAAUCUGAUUAUCUGAACACACCACUUGUACGAACUGGAAACUUGAAAGGUGGAGACACUGUGAGAUGGAAGAUUAACAACAAUGUACACCGGCCACCUCCAUCUCCCGAUGCCCUGAACCCCAAAGAGCUGGUCCCAUAUGGAGUCUCACUGAGGUUGGCUCGCCUUUUCACUGAGAACCUGUCUAAGCCUCAGACAAGAGAAUGUGAGCAACUCCGUCGGGAUGUUGAGCAAACGCUAAACGAGGUGUAUAAAGUGAUACCUGGAACACACAAGGUGAAGCAAACAAAUUUCCGGGUUGUUCACACAUUUUUCUACAGACAGGAUCACACAAUUGCAGACACUGUAUUGAUGGCUCCAAGAGAGGCAGAACCUGAAAUUGUAAAAGUCACUGAGAAACAUGUCACACAAGAGGCUUUCCAAGACUUGAAAGUCACCCCUGGGUACUACACAGUAAUAUCUGACAAUGAUGCCCAUGGGCUGGUGGAAUUUCAGGAGGGAGUGGAACUUGUAGAUGUCCGUGUGCCCCUUUUCAUCAGACCAGAAGAUGAUGAUGAGAAGCAGUUAUUGGUGGAGGCACUUGAGGUUCCCGCAGGAAUCGCCCACCUGGGAAAGAAAAAUGUUAACAUUACAAUCAUUAAGGAGCAAGCUAAGAGCGUAGUGUCCUUUGUGAAGCCAGCAUAUACCUACAGCCGCCAUGAACAAUUCGCACGUGUUCCUGUUUCUCGGGAAAUUCUGCAGAAUGGCAAAUCACAGGUUACCUACCGCUCACAGGAUCUGACAGCUCGAGAGGGCAAGGAUUAUGCAUUCACAGAGGGUGACCUGGCAUACCAAGGAGAUGACAAACUAUCUGAGAUCACAGUUCCUUUGCUUGGCCGGUCAGAGGUGGACACUUUGUUGGGAAAUCGCCAGGUCAAACAGUUUCUGCUGGAGCUUAGCAAUCCAAAGUAUGGGGCCAAGAUUGGCAAAUAUCCACAGUGCACUAUCACCAUUGAUGACAGUCCAGCAACAGAUGUCGUGGAGAAGGUAAUGCCUGUGCAGUCCCUACAGUCUCCUCGUGGCAAGAUUGGUGCCCCUAUCAACCUUAAUGCCCAAGCGAUCAAUGCUAGGAAAAUCCGACUCAACUGGAUACCCCCAUCUGGAAAACCAUCUGGGUACAAGGUACGGUACUGGAUUCAAGGAGACUCAGAAUCAGAUGCUACUGUUAUAGACACAAAGGUACCUACGGCCGAUCUAGUCAACCUGUACCCAUACUGUGACUAUGAGAUGAGAGUGUGUUCCUACAAUACGCAGGAAGAGGGGCCUUAUUCAGAUGUUGUGACAUGCCAGACCCUUGAGGAUGUUCCAAGUGAACCAGGCCGGCUGGCUUUCAAUGUAAUUUCCAGCACCGUGACACAGCUUAGCUGGGCAGAGCCUGCAGAGACCAAUGGCAGUAUUACAGCAUAUGAGGUUAACUAUGGCAUGGUCAAUGAGGAUAACCAACCCAUUGGACCCAUGAAGAAAGUUUUGAUCAAUGAUCCAAAGAAGCGAAUGGUACUCAUUGAGAAUCUACGGGAGUCUCAGCCAUACAGAUACACUGUGAAAGCCUGUAAUAGAGCUGGCUGGGGACCAGAGAGAGAAGCUACUAUGAACCUUGCAACCCAGCCAACUCGUCCAAUGUCCAUUCCUAUUAUUCCGGAUGUUCCAAUUAUUGAUGCAGAGGGUGGAGAGGAGUAUGACAGCUAUCUCAUGUAUAGUACAGAUGUGCUGCGAUCUCCAGUGGGAAGCAAGAGACCCAGUGUGUCUGAUGAAUCAGGCCAGCGCUGGAAGUACGUCCCCCUCCUGGGCUCAGGACUGGAUCUACGUCACAUCACAUGGAAGCUCCCUGUAGAGAUCAUCCCACGACUGUCUGUCAGCAGUUCUAUGUCAACCGACACAGAGAGCCUCCAGGACCAAGUGGACAGUGGAAGUUCCUUGGUGAGAAGAGGGACCAUGCGUGCUCCAGCAACAGUAGAAGUUAUUUUAGAACAACUCCUAAAUGGGCGCAUGGACUUUUCUUUCCCCGGAUCUGUAAGCAGUCUGACUCGCACAGGAGCUGUUGGCUACCAGCAGCUCAGUCUAACGUGCACCAAGAUACAUACAGGUUUGGCAGUACCAGUUCUCAGCACACAACUGUCAUUUCAGGACAUGGUAAGUAAUAUGUCAUGCACAGGGCCUAUGGUUUCCUUUUUGUCCUCUUCUUUCGCAUUUACUUUAUACACUUUUCAUCUAUUCUCCUCUCUAGUGCAACCUGUAUAUUGUACAUGUUGUUGA